AUGGGCAACAUCUCCUCCAACAUCGCGGCCUUCCAGUCCUUGCACAUCGUCAUGCUGGGCUUGGACUCGGCCGGCAAGACCACGGUGCUCUACCGGCUCAAGUUCAACGAGUUCGUGAACACGGUGCCCACCAUCGGCUUCAACACCGAGAAGAUCAAGCUGAGCAACGGCACGGCCAAGGGCAUCAGCUGCCACUUCUGGGAUGUGGGCGGCCAGGAGAAGCUGCGGCCGCUCUGGAAGUCCUACAGCCGCUGCACCGACGGCAUCAUCUACGUGGUGGACUCGGUGGACGUGGACCGGCUGGAGGAGGCCAAGACGGAGCUGCACAAGGUGACCAAGUUCGCCGAGAACCAGGGCACGCCGUUGCUGGUCAUCGCCAACAAGCAGGACCUGCCCAAGUCGCUGCCGGUGGCGGAGAUCGAGAAGCAGCUGGCGCUGCAGGAGCUCAUCCCGGCCACCACCUACCACGUCCAGCCGGCAUGCGCCAUCAUUGGCGAGGGCCUCACCGAGGGCAUGGACAAACUCUACGAGAUGAUCCUGAAGCGCAGGAAGUCCCUGAAGCAGAAGAAGAAGCGGUAAGGCGCCCGCCGCGGCGCCCGGGGAGCGAGUGAGGCGGGAAUGAAUGAAUGGAUGCGGUGGGUGGAGUGGGGGGGCGGCGAGAACCCGCGAACAAAGACAGCGAACCAAAGCGAUGCUACCAGUCAGGCAGGCGGAACCUCCGCGCCCAGAUGCGGGGCUGGUGACUCCGACCCGGGCGUGAAGGCUGACAAGGCUGGCCAGCCGCACUCCUAGCUCAGGGGACCUUUUGUCUGGACGCCAGAGCUUCAGAGGGGGGGAGGGGACGGUGAAGAGGCACCCCCUGCCGCAGCGAUGGCAGGGACCCCCGCCGGAGUUGGUCUUUGCGGCCCCAGCUGGGAGACUCAGGUGCCAGAGACAAAAGGGAUUUCCGCCCACCCCAGCAGGGGCGAAGUUCAGGCUACCCCGCUCCCGCCCCCACCCACGGGGCAAAGCACCUGUGCUUCACCUGGAGCCCUGCGGGCGCCCUUCUGGGGUGCAGUGGGGUGCUGGGUGCCGCAGCGCCUUGCAUUCGCGGGAUGUGGGUAGUUGUAUGUCCCAGGGCAGGCCCCUGUGGAAAUUCCGUUGGUCCUGCACUGGGCACCCUCCCCCCUCCCGGGGGAGGUGGAGGUUUGGGCCAUCAGGACAGAGCUGGCACUGCGCCCCAGCCGGGCUUUGCCUCUGCCGCGGCGCUGUUGGCUCGGCUAGGGAAGGGCGGAACGGCCGCUGCAAUGUGCUUUCCUGGUGCUCUGCGGUGGCUGCAGAAUACGAGUUUGAAGAGAACUGAUCUUCCAGCCUGGAGUCAGACAUCUUCCCGCUGGCUGGGACCCUGCCCAUGUGUGUGGAGAUCGCAGCACACAAAGAGCCAAUGCCAACCGACAUCGGCAACAACCAGAAGCCCUUUGGAGGUGGUGGCAUAGCUGCUUUUAUUGUACUGUUUGCCGGGUGGGAGGCGGCAUGAGGGGGGUGUGGACCCAGGGACCCUCCCUCCCCUGCUGGGUGGUGGACAAAAAGACCCAGACCCCUAGGUGUGGGGUUUUAGAUGGUCUUCACCUCCUGAUUGGUUUGGGCUGAGCAAGCUAGCUGCAGAGGUGUGCUGAAUAAACCCAAAAUGAUUUUGUAAGGGAGGUCUCUUGUCACCGUCACCGCAUGAGGCUGGGUGUGCAGAUGAGUUCAGAAGAAAAAGGGGGGCAGGCAAAGAAAACCACCCCGACUUUUACAAAUGGCUAUUCACCUUAGAAGUACUGACCUUAGGGGGCAGCGGUGGGGUGGGGGGAGGUUUUGCUCUGCCCAUAACCCUGCCAGAGACAGCCUGUUGGGCUUUCUAAUCUAGUCCCUUGUGGCCUAUCUGGGUUUAAGUGUUUCCUUCAAAAUGUCUCCAGUGUUUUGAUGUCAUGCGCCAAAAUAAAGAACGAAAAAUCCAUCUUAUCGCCAAAGGCGACCUGGUUGCAUGGGUUGAAAAGCAGAGAGAGGAAUGAGCACAAGGUGAAGGGGGCUUGUCUCCGACCCAUUCCUGGGGGACCUGGCCCCGUCUGCGUAGCCCCCAGCUCCCACCCCCUCCCAUACGGACAGCGCCUCCCCACCAGAGAUCAAAGAAAGCCUGUGACGUCACGUCCCCGGACUCAGGCACUUGCCGGUUUACUUGACAGGGCUGCGGAAAACAGAUCGAGGGAGAGAAGGAUAAAUGCAUAUUUUUAAUAGUGUCGUUUAGAAGAAAUCCUUUAUAAUCAGGACGGAGCCUUGGUUUGCAUUUGCCCUGAAACAGAGAAUGAAAAGGGAAAUUUAAGCUUAUGAUUUGAUUUUUUGUUUUUAUUUCCUCGGUGAGUCCGUGCUUACUGGCAGGCGUGUGGCCCCCUCCCCACUCACACUCCAUACCCUCACCUCCACAUACCCUGGUAAGUAAGGCGGUUUUUUUAUGAAGGAAGCCCGAGGAAAUUGGACAGGACCAUGCCGGAGCAUGUGACUUCGCUCAAUUACAAACCCAGACCUAUUGUCCAUUGCACUCGGCAAGUUCUUUGAAGCGCCUGAGAAGUUCUCGCUUCCUGCCUGACACCCAAUUCUCCCACGCACCGUUUUCACAGAAGAACCUUGGCCACCCAUUUUCCCUUCCCCUUUUGUCAGUCCAUCGGGGUACCCCCUCCGACUCUGGUCCUUCUUGUCCAGACUCCGUGGAGAAGAUCCAGCAAAGCCUGCAAGAUUUCCGUUUGCAGAUAAAUCGGCAGACGGACUGUAUCUCUGAAUGGGCUGGCCCCAUUGUCCGAGGAUUCUGGGUAGGAUUAGGAAACCGAACAGAACAAGUAGCCAACCAACAAAAAGCACCCAUCUUCCCUUUCUCUCCUUCACCUGCCACGAUUUCUUAAGCACUUUGCCAUUUGGGGGAGUUCCGCGUUCUUGAGAGAAGAGUCUAUUUAUUUUGUGAGAUUGCAGAUGCCAAAUACAGUCACCUUCUCAUGCGGACAGGACCUGGGAUCCAGCCCGCUCUUCAGACCCCGUCAGGCUUUUUUUUCUCUCCCUACCCCCUCCAAAUCCCAGAAGGGGUUUUGUGUUUUGCAUCAUCAAUGCUAAAGGGUGCGGUCAGCCGUUAGUAAUUGUGCCGUAAAGUAAGAGCCCUGUGAUGUAUCAACAAAUAGUCCCCAGUCAGUCUCAGUUGAUUUCUGUAAUGUUCAACCUAACAGUGGCCAUCCCGUCUCCCACUCAACAAGACACACAGAGAGUGCCACCUUGGCGGGGGUCACCCUGGGAGGAAAUCCCCUCUCCCCCUCUUUGAACGUGGGUGGGUUGCCUAUAGAGAGAGAGCUGUGCCCCCUCCCCUCCCUCCGGAGCACACACCCAGGGAGCUUGGGAACUGUUCCUUAGUCCACAGUGGGAGACCAGCUUUAGUUUCAGAACAUAAUUCUCUAACUCUCUGUCACCAUGUUGGGACUUGGUCUCCUCCGGUCCCCGUUUCUGUUUUCUCCUGUGACCCUCUGUCCUGUUUAUUCUCUUCCUCUGGUUCUCGUUCCCUUUUAUAAUGCAUACAUGAUGCUGUGAACAGAAAUAAAUUAUUUAUACAAUCAAA
Messenger RNA from Echinops telfairi (small Madagascar hedgehog), 3613 nucleotides. It is a transcript of the gene ARL4C, whose product is annotated as ADP ribosylation factor like GTPase 4C. Gene Ontology annotation, molecular function: GTP binding; GTPase activity. The transcript has a single exon. NCBI's taxonomy places the organism in Eukaryota, Metazoa, Chordata, Mammalia, Afrosoricida, Tenrecidae. Gene Ontology annotation, cellular component: cytoplasm. Gene Ontology annotation, biological process: intracellular protein transport; endocytic recycling. Bases 1 to 579 code for a protein of 192 amino acids. The record is from RefSeq and is a predicted model, not a curated record.